This is a messenger RNA of Synchiropus splendidus (mandarinfish), 1858 nucleotides long. RefSeq names its product SH3-binding domain protein 5-like, b (gene sh3bp5lb). Gene Ontology annotation, biological process: intracellular signal transduction; negative regulation of protein tyrosine kinase activity. Gene Ontology annotation, cellular component: cytoplasm. Lineage: Eukaryota; Metazoa; Chordata; Actinopteri; Syngnathiformes; Callionymidae. Gene Ontology annotation, molecular function: protein kinase inhibitor activity. The record is from RefSeq and is a predicted model, not a curated record. The transcript has 7 exons. The coding region runs from base 312 to 1586 and encodes 424 amino acids.
UAUUGUUUACUUGAGUUACUAUGUCCUUAAGUCAUUUUUCUGGUGUAGUAAAACUAUUUUCCACAGUUCUUUCUCGUUUCAUUGACAUGAUUGGUUAGACAUUAGAUUAGACAUUGAGCGAACGAGAAUUUGUUGAUGGUCCCUUACAUAUGCCGUUGUGUAGCAUUGCCUGUCAGACUGUUGGUCCGCGAUCAAUGACCUUUCGGGGAUGCGACGAGGACGUCUCCGCAAACGCAGGAGCGAACAUCCGUCGAAUCCAAUGACCGUCUGAAUUCACCGCAAUGUGACUGUCGGGGAACAGCCUUCAUGUGAUGUCCUGUUUCAACAUGAUCAGGGAAAUGAAAGGCCAUUGUUUUGAAGGCGCAGCUGAGGAUAACAGUGCUAUGGAUUCCAUGGAUAUAAUAAACCCCUCAAAUGUAGACUGUGGGAAACAUGAAGAGGAGUUGGAUCCAAGAAUCCAGGUGGAACUAGAGCAUCUGAACCAGGCCGGUGAUGACAUCAACCAAUUGGAGCUACAGCUGGAUGAUGCCCACUCCAGCUACAGGAGAAUUCUCACGGACACCGCUCGGAGUUUGAACGCUCAGGCCUCACAUCUAGGGACCUGCAUUGACAAAGCCAGACCCUAUUACGAAGCACGAAGACUUGCCAAAGAGGCCCAACAUGAGACUCAGAAAGCGGCCCUGAGAUAUGAGCGGGCCGUAUCCAUGCACACUGCUGCCAGGGAGAUGGUGUAUGUUGCCGAACAAGGCCUUCUGGCUGACCGCAACUCCAUGGACCCCACUUGGCAAGAGAUGCUCAACCAUGCCACCACUAAGGUGAACCAGGCUGAGGAAGAGCGUCUUCACAGUGAGCUCGAACACCAACGAGUCACACAGCUUUGUCAAGAAGCUGAGGCUUCUGUCCAGUCCCUCCAGAAGUCCCUCAAGAAAGUCAUCCUGAAAUCCAAACCAUACUUUGAGCUCAAGGCGCAGUUCAACCAGAUUCUGGAGGAACACAAGGCCAAAGUUGUGCAGUUGGAAGAGCAGGUGGCAAAAGGGAAAACCCGCUACUCUGUAGCUCUACGGAACCUGGAGCAGAUCAGUGAGCAGAUCCAUGCUCAUCGGGGGAAAGCCCAGGUCAGACAAGGACAACAUGUGGCCAGUGUGGGGCGCAGCUCCCCUGUUGGUGCUGAGGCUCAGGUUGGAGAUGCUGCUGGGAGUCACACCGGGAACUGUGAGGGGGUCAGCGGGGUGGAGUGUGACUGGGCCGAUGGAGAAAGAACCAGACUGUGGGUGGAAAAGCACCGGCAGAAUGGCUGGGGUCACCAAAAGCGCUUAGAAAUUCGACCUUCCAUCUCUGACUGUAUCUCGGUCGUCAGUCUACAGACCAUAGCUUCAGAUCUAGAGAAGUGUGACUCUGUGGAGCACCUGGGUGACCUCAGUGAGAGCGGGAGUGUGGGGGAACCGCCGUGGGCUCUCUACAGAAGCCAGAGGUCCAGGCCCUUGAGUAGGGUGGAGACGACUACCCAUCAGGAAGAGGAGGAAGCACUCAGCCAAAAGAAGUUGCAAAAGGUUGUCAAGCAGUUGCACAGAAGUGCUACUGUCUGAUCCUGAGUUGAGGAACCUCCUGCCCUUAUGGAAAACAAAAAAGCACUGCAGAACUUGUUGAGAACGUCCAUGAAACGAAUAAAAAAUGUUGCAGGUAAGAAACAUAAUGAGGUGUGACCUCUUCAUGACCAGCCAUUGGAGAGUAUACAGGGUGUGUGCCUCUAUGUGCAUGUGUCCAAAAACAUUUAUGUUCUUCAACUUGAGCAAAAUCUUGUAUUUAUAAACGUAUUCAUGUACAAAGUAUGUUUAAUAAAAAUGAUUUAGCUAUUUUA